Phascolarctos cinereus (koala) is the source of this 683-nucleotide messenger RNA. Lineage: Eukaryota; Metazoa; Chordata; Mammalia; Diprotodontia; Phascolarctidae. The record is from RefSeq and is a predicted model, not a curated record.
AGGACCCAGUCACCCUGGACAAUGACUUCCAACCUGUACAAGUGUCUGUUCAUUUUCUCAGCCCUCAGUUUUUGUGUCUCCCAGACCGGCAACCACGACCUCCAUCCCCAAGAACACCCUGUUGAGAAAGAAAAUCCUUCCCACCGUAGACUGGCACCAGUGAAUGUUGACUUUGCAUUUCGCUUAUAUAAGAAUUUGAUAUCAAGAGCCCCAGACAGAAAUGUUUUCAUCUCCCCAGUGAGUAUUUCCAUGUCUUUGGCUAUGCUGUCCCUUGGGGCCAGGUCAGCCACACGUACUCAGCUCUUGGAAAGCCUGGGAUUCAACCUGACGGAGACACCAGAUUUGGCCAUCCACCAGGGCUUUCAAUAUCUCAUCUAUCUGUUCAACAAUUCAGAUACUGGCCUGGAAAUGAACAUGGGAAAUGUCCUAUUUCUUGACUCUCAGAUAGAACUUAUGGAGACAUUCAUGACAGAAAUAAAGCAUUAUUAUUAUAAUGUAGAAGUUUCUUCUGCAGACUUUCAAAAUUCAACCAGAGCCAAGAAACAGGUCAACGAUUUUGUCAAGAAUAAAACUUUGGGGAACGUUGAUCAGUUAUUCAAGGAACUGGAUAGUGAUACCAUGCUUAUUUUGAUCAGCUAUAUUUUCUUUAAAGGUAAAAUAUCUUAUUCUGAUAGGGUAGCUAG